Guyanagaster necrorhizus is the source of this 309-nucleotide messenger RNA. RefSeq lists its product as uncharacterized. The coding region runs from base 1 to 309 and encodes 102 amino acids. Lineage: Eukaryota; Fungi; Basidiomycota; Agaricomycetes; Agaricales; Physalacriaceae. The record is from RefSeq and is a predicted model, not a curated record. The transcript is spliced from 3 exons.
AUGACGCUCGACCUCGAUACCUUUUGCACAUGCAAAAGCCAGCUCUGGGCUCUCGGUCGUGCAGCGUAUCCCGAAGUUCUGCCAGCAAAAGAUCCUUCCCCCCCAGUAUAUGCAAAACCUUCUCAGAAUCCUAUGAACACAGGUUUCGAUGGUAUCGAAAUUCAUGGUGCGAACGAGUAUUUGCUCGAGCAGUUCACGCACAGUGGGAACAUCAUGAACCAUGUGGGGUUUCUGGUACAAGCCAUGGAUGCUCUUGUGAAUAUCUUCGAAGAUAUGGCAAUGAAGGAUCCCAAGCUAACCUUCACCUGA